AUGCCUACGAAAUUGUGUUAUUUUGGCUGUAAGCUAGAUGUACCUAUGCAUCGUUUUCCAAAACCUGGCUAUUAUAACGAAGCUAGAUUUAAUAUGUGGUUUGCAGUAUUGUCUGAGGAAACGAAACUCAGAGGAACUUCAUAUAUAUUAAUUAAGAAAUAUCUACAUAUAUCUCAUCAAUAUAGAGCUUUGGACAGUGAAAACUCCGAAACUGCAAGUUCUACUGAAGAAACUUUACCAAAGGCCUCUACUUCAAAGGUUGUGUAUAAAAUUAGAAAACAGUCUAAACCUCGACAACAAAGAGCUGAAAGUAAGAAGAAAGUCUUUUACAUAGAGAAGAUUAAAAACUUUAAGACUUACCAACUAUUAAAAAUGAGGCUGUUGAAAUUACAAAAAUAA
This is a messenger RNA of Parnassius apollo (apollo), 399 nucleotides long. The record is from the annotation of a GenBank genome assembly. NCBI's taxonomy places the organism in Eukaryota, Metazoa, Arthropoda, Insecta, Lepidoptera, Papilionidae.